AUGCUUUUCUCCAUCACGCCUCUAAAGCUGUCUGCAUUCUUCAUUUUGCUCCCAUUGUCAUCCGACUUGGUUUUGGCAGAUGUUGAUGGUCAUGCAUUCCUUGCUGCGGCUAAACUCCAUCCGGGUCUGGCAUAUCUCAUGAAUCAUUUUGCUCUUUCUAACGGAACGGGUGAACUGUCGAAUUUCUCAAUGACAGCGACUCCGAAGAUCGACAACGGUCGUACAACAACGGCGACAGAUCCAUUGGAAACUUGUGCUGAUGAUGGUAGUCUCUUCGAUAGUUCGUUGGGUGGAGCUGUAGUUGCUCUUCUAAUAAUUCUGUUCUGGCAUGUUGUUCGCAUUUGUUGUUGUAUGAGUAAAUCGAAUCCACCACCUCCGCCUCCGAGCCGUGCUCCAAUUCCAAAUGUUACUGCAACCAAAAGCGGAACUAGCUUGGGAUCGGGAAAUGUAUCUGUGAGGAGCCAAUCUGUAAAUAUCAAAUCAACUCGUUCGGUUCGCAGUUUGGGCGCAUAGGAAUGAAACACAACUCUAAUGCAAGGAUAGUAGGAAUUGUAAACAGGGAAGAUGAUGAACACAAAAGUAGUGAUAAAUAUAUAUAAAAUAAAUAUAAUGUGAUAAUAUUGUUGUUG
Messenger RNA from Meloidogyne enterolobii, 629 nucleotides. The record is from the annotation of a GenBank genome assembly. NCBI's taxonomy places the organism in Eukaryota, Metazoa, Nematoda, Chromadorea, Rhabditida, Meloidogynidae.